AUGGAAUUCCUGAAAUCGCCGAGUCACGUCACCAGAGCAGCCGGCCUGAGUCAGUCACUGGUUCUCCCUAAAAUUUAUCCUCAUAGAGCAGCGCGAUCCCGUCCAGAACCCGGCGCGCACAUCAAGGGAGCUGCUUGCGGUCCAGGAGGCCCGCUUCCGACCGCCACCUUCAGCCCAAGCAAUGCGCGCACACCUUCUGUAGGACCGAGCACGUCGAGCCACGCAAGCUCUCGAACGGGCUUCGCAGCGACCCCGCGCGCUCUUCCCGUCGGCGUCAGCGGCAGGAGCCUUGGAGGCGUGGCGCGGAACGGAAGCUGCGGAGGAAAGGAUCGUCGCAGUCGGAGUGAAAUCGUUCGUGCAGCUGCGCAAGGCUCGGCGGUGGAGCAGCAGCAGGUUGACGGGGUGGUGCAGGACGGAGCGUCGCGCACGAGCAGCAACGGCACAGCAGGAGCUACAGAUGAACAGAUUCUGGCGUCGAUUCCCGCGCUCGGCGCGACGCUGGACGACCACGGGGGCUGCGUGUUCCGCGUGUGGGCUCCGCACCCUCAGCGCGCCACCUUAGUCGUCAAGCGCGUCUCGCCUGCCCGCGCUGGCGCUGGUGGCAGUGACGCGGAAGGCGCGGCAGCAGAAGGCGAGAGGGUGGAGAUGGGACGCGACGGCAACGUGUGGUUCGCGCGUGUUUUGAACGUUGUUGCCGGUGACAAGUACCACUUCGUGUUCGAGUGGGAGGGCAAGACGCUGGAGAGGCGGGACGCGAGGGCGCGCGCGACGGACUACGAGAGCAACGACUGCAUCGUCGUGGAUCCGCGCUUCUCCUGGACUCCCUUUGAGCCACCCCCGUUCGAGGCUCUCAAUAUUUAUCAGCUGCAUGUCGGCGCUUUCACAGGGCGUCUGCCGGGUGGCGGCACGUUCGCUGCGCUCAAGGAGAAGCUGCCGUACAUCAAGAGCCUUGGGUUCAAUGCCGUUCAGAUGCUGCCAGUGCACGAGUACUGCGGGCAGUGGGGCUACAACCUCCGCCUGCUCUUCGCCCCCCACCCCUUCUACGGCUCCCCCCUGGAGCUCCGAGAGCUGGUCGACGCCGCCCAUUCCCAAGGCAUGGCGGUCAUCUUUGACGUGGUGCUGCACCAUCUGGCGCCCAACCUCAACAGUCUCUGGGAGUAUGAUGGACCGACCAAGAAGGGAGGGCUGUACUUUGACGGGGGGGGCGACUCAUCAUGGGGCAAGACCUUUGCGUGGUGGCAGCAGGAGGUGAAGGAGAUGGUGCUCGAUGCUGCUCGCCUCUUCCUCAACGAGUACAAUGAUACCCCUCUCCGCCCCGUUGUCCCCUCCUCCCGUCCCUCGCUGCCACCACCCUCCUUGCCCCCACCCUCCCCCGCCCAUCCCCAUGGGAGCGCAGGGGACGGGCUGCGGUUUGACUGUGUGCACGCCAUGCCAUGGAAGACCCGCUGCUGCCGCACACACUCCUCACCUGCACUCCUCACCUGCACUCUCCACCUCUCAGCACUCGCACCUGAUCCCCCCAGUGCGCUGCAGCAUGCUCCCGUGUUCCCCAUUCCCAGUGCAUACCCACUCAACUCUCUCCAACCCUGCUCUCCCUACCAAUGCAUGCACAUGCGUGUGCGGGCAGAGAUCACGCCCGAGGUACCGGAUGUGCUAUCAGAGGCGGGGUACGACGCCACGUGGAUGCACACGUCCUUCUACAAGAUGCGCUCCUUCAUGCUCGCUGACUCCCCCCGCCCCCUGGGCCGCCUGCAGGCGCUGCUCACCCUGCUGCCCGGCUACUCCAAGUCAACGCAGUGUGUGAAGUACUUCCUGGGGUCGCACGACCAGGUUGGGUGCCGCAGAGACGGAAGAUAUGACGAUGACAUACAGGGUUACCACAGGUACGCAGUGGACCUAUUUGGAGGCCGUGAGGAUUGGACUGCUCGCGCCAAAGUGCGCAUGUGGUUCGCCUGCCAGGUGUGCGCACAGGGCAUACCAAUGACAUUCAUGGGUUCGGAGACCAUGCAUCCCAGGUGGUGGGGGGUCACCCCUAGGGACAUGCUCGACUGGCAGUACACUGAGGAUGCGGUGGGGCAGCAGAUGCAGGCGCUGGUGCGGGCGGCCAACGGGUUGCGGGCAGCGAGUGCAGCGCUUCAGCGGGGGGCGUUUGAGACGGUGCACUACGACGAGGUCAACUGUGUCAUCGCCUUUUGGCGCCAGACUGAGAGCGAGACACUCCUGGUGGUGGUGAAUGCGGGCGAAGCUCAGUGGGAGAAGGCCGACUAUGGCGUUCGGGUGGGCGGCGGUGAUCGGCCGUAUGUAGAGGUGUUUAACUCGCAAGAUGCCGAGUACGGGGGGUGGGCCACGUCUGGCAAUGCUGGCAAGCAGCUGACCCCGAACCAUGGCAAGCUCUUCGUCAACCUGCCCAAGUGGGGCGUGCUGGUCUUUAGACGAGCUGAAUAG
Molecule: messenger RNA, 2445 nt
Organism: Closterium sp. Naga37s-1
Lineage: Eukaryota; Viridiplantae; Streptophyta; Zygnematophyceae; Desmidiales; Closteriaceae
Source: the annotation of a GenBank genome assembly